Molecule: messenger RNA, 672 nt
Organism: Penicillium atrosanguineum
Lineage: Eukaryota; Fungi; Ascomycota; Eurotiomycetes; Eurotiales; Aspergillaceae
Product: pyridoxine/pyridoxamine 5'-phosphate oxidase
Exons: 1
Coding region: 1-672 (223 amino acids)
Biological process (GO): pyridoxine biosynthetic process
Molecular function (GO): FMN binding; pyridoxamine phosphate oxidase activity
Source: RefSeq, a predicted model, not a curated record
AUGGCUGCCAAUGACGAUGCUUUCAGAACUGAGCUGCGCAAUACCAAAGUACUCGAGGGGCCAUUUACGGACCCUAACUUCGAUACAUUCCCCGAAACGCCCCACGAGGCUUUCAAGAUGUGGUUCCACGAUGCGGUCACAGCUGGGGUCAGAGAGCCCCACGCUAUGACUCUUUCCACGGUUGAUACUGAAGGAUGCCCAGACGCCCGAGUUCUUAUCUUGAAGAAUGUCGAUUCGCGUGGAUGGCAUUUCGCAGUGAAAGCCGACAGCCCCAAAGGAAAACAAUUGGCCGAGAAUGGACAUGCCGCUUUGACCUUUUACUGGCCGCAGCUUGCCCGACAGAUUCGUCUGAAAGGUAGAGCCAUUGAGCUUCCUGAAGCUGAGAGUGCUCUUGACUUUCAAGCUCGGCCUCUUGAGUCAAGAAUAUCCGCGGUCGCCUCGGACCAAAGUGAAGUGCUCUUUGACCGCAAGACGCUCACCCGAAAGCUUGUUGAAACCGAGUUGAGUUUGUCGAAGGAUCCCCUGUCAGGCGUGAAGAAGUGGCGAGUGUACGCUGUAGCGGCCCAUACGGUCGAGUUUUGGCAAGGAGAAGCUAGCCGCCUUCACAAACGGCUCCAGUAUGUUUACAUUGAGGACGAGGGCAAGUGGCAGAAGCAUUUGCUUUGGCCCUGA